AUGGAAAAACAUCGCGUUCUAAGAAAGGUUCAACAAGCUGUUGGUAGCUAUGAUCAAAGGAAUGCAAAUGAUAUACUCAAGCAGAUUAGGCAGCACUCUUCAUUGUGCGGUGAUGGGCUCCAGCUUUUAGCUCAUUACUUUGCUGAUGGCCUGGAGGCGCGGUUAUCUGCUGGGACACCGAUGUAUAAACAACUGCAGUCAUCGUCUUCUGCAGAUACGCUAAAAGCUUACAAAGUUUACAUUACAGCAUCUCCAUUUCAACGGAUGUCGAAUUUCUUGUCAAACAGAACUAUUCUCGGUCUGGCACAAAACAAAAGCAGCCUCCAUAUUAUUGACUUUGGUGUUUUCUAUGGCUUCCAGUGGCCUUGCCUCAUUCAGCGCCUUUCAGAGAGACCAGAUGGGCCACCGAGGCUUCGUAUUACAGGAAUUGAUCUUCCUCAUCCAGGAUUUAGGCCUGCUGAAAGAGUUGAGGAGACGGGUCGGAGACUUGAGAAGUACUCCAAGAGGUUUGGAGUUCCAUUUGAGUAUAAUUGCCUUGCACAGAAAUGGGACACUAUAAGACCAGAGGAUAUCAAGAUUAAUAGAGAAGAAGUAACAGUGGUUAACUGUUUAUACAGAGUGAAGAACCUUUCCGAUGAAACAGUGACGGCAAAUUGUCCGGGAGACGCUGUGUUGAGGUUGAUAAGGAGGAUUAAUCCAAACAUCUUCAUACACGGAGUGGUGAAUGGAACAUAUAAUGCACCAUUUUUUCUUACUAGGUUCAGGGAAGCACUGUUUCAUUUAAGAGAGAAACAUCUUGGCAGUUAA
Trifolium pratense (red clover) is the source of this 807-nucleotide messenger RNA. Its product is annotated as scarecrow-like protein 14. Bases 1 to 807 code for a protein of 268 amino acids. The transcript is spliced from 2 exons. NCBI's taxonomy places the organism in Eukaryota, Viridiplantae, Streptophyta, Magnoliopsida, Fabales, Fabaceae. Gene Ontology annotation, cellular component: nucleus. Gene Ontology annotation, molecular function: sequence-specific DNA binding; DNA-binding transcription factor activity. The record is from RefSeq and is a predicted model, not a curated record. Gene Ontology annotation, biological process: regulation of DNA-templated transcription.